CGCUCCUGGUGUUGAAGGAGGCUCCUGCUCCUCCUGCUCCGGCUCAGUCUGAGGAGGAGGCAGCAGCGGGAGGAGUUGUUGUAGUCCGGAGAGGCUCUGUUAGUUUAAAGUGUUUAUAAUUUACUGAAGAAACAGAACCAGCUCAUCCGGAACCGACGUCGACGUCAGUUUGGACUCUUAAAGAAACAGAAAAUCUUCCUGAACUUUCAACCGUCGAGCUGGCAGAGAUGUUUCAAAUAAAGAGGAUCUGUUGCAUCGGCGCCGGCUAUGUAGGAGGCCCGACAUGCAGCGUGAUCGCCCACAUGUGUCCGGAGAUCACCGUGACCGUCGUGGACGUCAACGAGUCGCGUAUCAAAGCCUGGAACUCGGACACUCUGCCCAUAUACGAGCCGGGGCUCAAAGAGGUGGUUGAAUCAUGCCGGGGGACAAAUUUGUUUUUCUCUACGGACAUCGACUCAGCCAUCCGGGACGCAGAUCUCGUCUUUAUCUCCGUGAACACGCCGACUAAGACCUAUGGGAUGGGGAAGGGUCGCGCCGCUGACCUCAAGUUUAUUGAGGCGUGUGCUCGGCGGAUCGUCGAGGUGUCCGAUGGCUACAAGAUCGUCACAGAGAAGAGCACGGUCCCCGUUCGAGCUGCUGAGAGCAUCAGACGGAUAUUUGAUGCCAACACCAAGCCCAGCCUCAACCUACAAGUGCUGUCCAACCCGGAGUUCCUUGCAGAGGGGACAGCGGUGCGGGACCUGAAGGAGCCAGACCGCGUCCUGAUUGGUGGAGACGAAACAGCCGAAGGUCAAAGGGCGAUCAGGGCGCUGUGUGCCGUCUAUGAACACUGGGUCCCCAAAGCACGAAUCAUCACCACCAACACGUGGUCGUCCGAGCUGUCCAAACUGGCGGCCAACGCAUUCCUGGCACAGCGAAUCAGCAGCAUCAACAGUAUCAGCGCUCUGUGCGAGGCCACCGGGGCCGACGUGGAGGAGGUCGCCAAGGCGAUCGGUAUGGACCAGAGAAUAGGCAGCAAGUUCCUCAAAGCCAGCGUGGGUUUCGGUGGAAGCUGUUUUCAGAAGGACGUGCUGAAUUUGGUGUACCUGUGUGAGGCCCUCAACCUGCCCGAGGUCGCCUCGUACUGGCAGCAGGUGAUAGACAUGAACGAGUAUCAACGGCGGCGGUUUGCCUGCAGGAUCAUCGACUGCCUGUUCAACACGGUCACUGGUAAAAAGAUUGCUCUGCUGGGAUUCUCCUUCAAGAAAGACACAGGAGACACGAGAGAGUCGUCCAGUAUCUACAUCUCUAAAUAUCUGAUGGACGAGGGAGCCAAGCUGUUCAUCUACGACCCCAAAGUCCUCAAAGAACAAAUCAUUCACGACCUCUCCCAGCCCAACAUCUCGGAGGACAACCCAGAGAGAGUGUCGGAGCUGGUGACUGUGACCUCCGACCCUUAUGAGGCCUGCCAGAGUGCACAUGCACUGGUCAUCUGCACCGAGUGGGACAUGUUUAAGGAGCUGGACUACGAAAAGAUUUACAAGAAGAUGCUGAAGCCGGCUUUUAUAUUUGAUGGUCGCAGGGUGCUGGACCACCUCCACGCUCACCUCCAGGACAUCGGCUUCCAGAUCGAGACCAUCGGUAAGAAAGUGCCCAUAACACGAAUCCCCUACACGCCGGCAGCUGUUGGUCCUCGCGUCGCUCCCGUUGAACCUCCGACCAAGAAAGCCAAAGUCUAAAACUCACAUCACCCCCUCUCUCUCUCACACACACACACACACGCAGCACAUUCCUCUGUCAGCCUUUUUUAUUGCUGCGGAAACAUUUCAUCCGAGUCUUACCUCCUCCUCCUCCUCCUGCUCCUCCUCCUCCUGUCGGUACACGCCUAAUGAUCAAAAAGGCCAAAACAGGACGACUGAUUACUCCCCUGCAGGAGGUCGAAGGAGAGGAAGAAGUUUGAGCCUUCAGUCCAAAUUUAUUGUUCGACUGUUUGGGAGAAGUUUAGUGAUAAACCAUUCCACACACAGAAAGUUAAUUUGACAUUUCAGUAUCCAGUAAGUAUUUUAAUCAACCAAACACUAUCAGUAGGAGUCUACUUUUUACAUUUACUAUAUAAUCAAGUAUUGUUGCUGAAUUUGAUACUAUUUUUUUAAAAUAUUUUUAUAAAUGUACUGUAUGUCAAUCAGUAUUUGUCCUGUGCAUCAGUGACUGUUGACAAAAAAUGCAAUAAAAUGUGACACGUGUCCUUUA
Molecule: messenger RNA, 2229 nt
Organism: Larimichthys crocea (large yellow croaker)
Lineage: Eukaryota; Metazoa; Chordata; Actinopteri; Sciaenidae
Gene: ugdh
Product: UDP-glucose 6-dehydrogenase
Exons: 12
Coding region: 228-1718 (496 amino acids)
Biological process (GO): glycosaminoglycan biosynthetic process
Cellular component (GO): nucleus
Molecular function (GO): UDP-glucose 6-dehydrogenase activity; NAD binding
Source: RefSeq, a predicted model, not a curated record